Rhipicephalus sanguineus (brown dog tick) is the source of this 3086-nucleotide messenger RNA. RefSeq lists its product as uncharacterized. The record is from RefSeq and is a predicted model, not a curated record. The transcript is spliced from 5 exons. NCBI's taxonomy places the organism in Eukaryota, Metazoa, Arthropoda, Arachnida, Ixodida, Ixodidae. The coding region runs from base 161 to 2368 and encodes 735 amino acids.
CAGCAGCGCCGCCUGGCGCCAGCCUUCUACAGAAGGGCAACGCAGAUGCCUGCACUACGGUGCGUGUAGUGCUUCGGAAGCGGUGUCACGGGGGGCAUCCUUGCGCUUGUCGCAUUCGUGCCGUGCGUGCCUGGAGUGCUGAGAGCGUCCAUCAAGAGCCAUGGCCGAGUUUAAUGGUGGGUCCUCCAAAGUUUCAUGCGGUCCACGAAGAAAACCGAGCGAGCUGUUAGCAAACAUGGGCUCGGCGAGGAGUUAUUUCUCCGGCUCCAAUAUAAACUACCUGAUGCCAUGCACGAGCAGCGAGGGUCAACUUUGCCACAUCUUCGGACACCUUCCCUUGUGGAACGAAUUCUUCUGGCAGGUGGGUCUCGAGCUGAGGGAGCUCUCUCCGGGCGAACUGUCUCUCGUCGAUGUGCGUGAUGCACAAGUGCUCUGGGCGAACGAAGCGUACGUUCCCCAUGGCACGCCGGAGCAGGUGCACGAAGCCGCCACACUCUUUCACCAUUUGCUCACGCUUCACCACUGCGUUGUUUCGGUGUGCCUGAAUAACUACAUAUUCGCGGGCCACGUUCCGCUCAUAUGCGACACGUUGCGCAAGAGCCCGAGCCUCAGAAAACUGGGGUUUUUCCUGGUGCAGAUGAAAAUUCAGACGUCACAUAGCUUCGCCGCAACGCUGCCGCAUCUGAACAACCUGCGGGAGCUCGAUUUUAGCGAAGUGCACAUCGACCAGACUCUCCUGGAGACUUUGUCGCACUUCCUAGCAAGCACCGCGUCUCUGAAGACAUUCUCCAUGGGCCAUCUGCAAAGCCAUUGCGAUGGCGCGGUCGUCUUCUUUCGGGGACUCAAGCGGAACGCGACAAUCACGCAGCUGUCAUUUUGCUCGUGUCUACUGCGCCCUAUAUCGUACCGGUGUGGCCUUAUUUUCGCAGAUUACUUGAGCGAAAACCAAACCCUGCACACUCUCAGCGUGUCGUCAUGCAACCAGUAUGCUUUUGAAGAAGUUUGUCUUAUCGUGGGAGCGCUAGCCACCAACAACGCUCUCUCCAUGCUUGACUUGUUCAAUUUUUGGUUAGACGACGAGAACAUUCAGUCCAUCUCCCGGCUUCUCUGCCGUAACCAAACAUUGAAGACCUUGUACCUGGUCCAAUGCUUUUUGUACGAACACGCGCAGCCGCACAACGCCGGCGCUUACGUAAACCACAUAGAGAAAUUUGGCAGCGUCUCCAGUCGCGUAAGUCCCUGGUUGGUGGCUCUCACCGAGAAUAAGACACUGGUAAAGCUCUCCUUGGAUCUCUCGUGGUUCAACAGGAAUGAGUGUGAAUCCUUGUUCAAGGCGCUCGCGUCACAUGAGUCCUUACGUAAGGUCUACGGUCACCGCGUACGAAACAAGGACAUGGCUGAGAUAUUCGAAGCCCUGCGAAAUGCCGGCCUGCAGGAGCGCUUUUCGUUCGACAUACCCCACGUGCUUCAGGACAUUGCAGUUGCGUCAACAGCCUGCGAGAAAAUAUGGAGUGCCAGCGUUGACUCAAGCGUUCUCGGCGGUUUCGAAUCAUUACACAGCAUACUGGGCGCGCUGCCAUCGUGCAAACACGUGACGUGGCUGCAACUUUUACUGCGACCGGAGCAGUUCGACUACACGACAAGCUCCUUGAUUACGACGUACCUUACGUCCACAACAGCACUCAGGGAGCUGGAACUGUACUUCGUUGGAUUCGGGACCUGGAACGCCUUCGACAGGCCUGAGCGGGCACUGGUGCAAGCGCUGUCUGCAAACAAGACCUUAUACAGGCUCUCUAUCCAAGGUCUGUGCUUCGACGACACUGAGACUCAGAUUCUGGCGGACAUGUUGUCUUCAAGCCGCAUGGUUAUGUCCCUGAACUUCUACCCGGAUGAUCACAAGGCGACCACCUCUCUGGUCCAGAAGCUGUCGUUCAACAUUUCAAGAAACUACACGCUCCUCGGCGUGCUGGUGACCAGGUGCGUUGAGCUCGGCAGCGACUGGUUCACCGUCGCUGACGUUGUGCACCGCAACAACUUGUUGGUGACGCGGGCGUCGCACUUCGUUAUGGGAACGGAUCACAAGUACUGCGCGGCAGCUUUGGAAAUGGUGCAUUUCACACCUGGACUGGUGACAAGAGUGCAGAGACUUGCAUCCGUCGACAAAAACGAGGCCACGUUGCGGAUCGACAGAAGCCUCAGGAGUAUUUCCGAGCUGGAUGUUUUCAUGCGCAUCGCGAAGGUCGUAAAGGAUAGUGUGACUUGCCACAGGCGCGAUGAUGGUCAGAUGCAGCUGGUGGACCUCAAUCGGGACUGCUGGUUACACAUACGGCAGUACGUCAAGAUAGACGACAUUCUGAAUGAACAGUAGGAGCAAGAGCGGGGCCAGAACAGAUCCCUACAGAACACCCGACAGGACCUGAACAUCGUCGGAACUAUGCCCAUUAUAUUGCGCAAGCUGGUAGCGAUCUGAAAGGACUACACGAUGCAUUCGCGCCAUUUCUGUCUGGCUGGUGCGCUUACUGUGGACACAGCCCGGCACAUCAUACUGCCCUGGAUGACAAAACAUUGCGACACAAGAGCCAGGCACAGUGUUGUCGAGCGACUGGCCAGCAGCUCACACCUUGCAGGAUAACCAGCAGCAGCGGCGAAAGUAGAUAUUGAUGACAAGCCAGGAGCCCGCCCAUCGCCUGACCCAAAAAUUGUGAGGGAGACGACAACAAGGCGUUCUACUGCGAUCGAGUGCAACAGCAUUUGAUGCUUUCGGUUGACGCAGUCCUAGAGAAAGCCCUUAAUUAGUGCUUGACGACCUCCUAUAUUAAGGACCUCACAUACCCAACUUGGUACGCUCAACACUUCGUCUCGUGCAGCGUACAAUGAGAAAUACCCAUGGCAGCUGGGCUUCCCAGGUGUUUUGCCGGGAGGAAGCUGCUGAAGGUCAUUGAAGAGAUCAAAGGUAUUUGUUAAGCACCAGAAUGUAGUUGUCCGAAAAACAUCGGACCACAUGUUUCUCGUUUUCCUCAGUGCUGGCCAUUGCUUUUAGCGCUGUUUAUAUUGUUUUACAAUAAAUACCUGUUUGUACACGUAAA